Messenger RNA from Penaeus monodon (black tiger shrimp), 312 nucleotides. RefSeq lists its product as uncharacterized. The record is from RefSeq and is a predicted model, not a curated record. NCBI's taxonomy places the organism in Eukaryota, Metazoa, Arthropoda, Malacostraca, Decapoda, Penaeidae.
AAGAACAGGUAGUAUCAUCACAGAGGAACACAAACUCAACACACCAUCACAUUGGUGCCAUCUCAGUGGGAUACCCCCCCCCCCUUAUGAUUACAGAGGACCUGGAUGUUUUGCAUCUGCAAGAGGCUCAGCAGAAGGACCCAGACAUUGGCCAUGUGAGGUGGCUGGCAGAGAGCCAGGAGCGGCCAGGAUGGACUGAGGUGGCUCCCCCAAGUCCAGCGACAAAGGUCUACUGCCAGGACUGGGAUACAAUAUGGCUGGAGGAUGGCAUCUUGGAGUGCAUAUAGGUGAAGCCAAAUGGGCAGGUGCUAU